AUGGCCGAGGCAAUCAAGAAGCUUACGCCUCGUGAGUUGGAGCUGGCUGGGAUUGCGUGGCAGUGUCUUCAGGGUGAUGCUAAGCUCGACUUCCAAAAAUUCGCCACCCUCGCAGGCUUCAAGAACCCCUCCUCCGCAUCCGCCUGCUGGGGCCCCGUCAAGAAGAAACUCCUCGGCACCAGCUGCACCACCAAUACAACAACUACAACCAACACGUCCAAGAAACCCGCUGCUGCUGCACGAGUAUCCAAGGCAAAGGGUCCUACAGCGGCUAGUGCCAAGGGAAAGGGAACUGGAACUGGAACUGGGAAGAAGGGCUUCGCGAGCGCGGUCGUGGAGGAUGAUUCGGAGGGGGAUGUUGGGGGGUCUGAUUCUGGUGGUGCUGGUGGUGGUGCUGGUGGCAAGAAGCGCAAGGCAUCGUCUGGAUUGGGGGUGAAGGGGAAGGUUGUUGUUGAUCUUGACGGUGAGGAAGAUCUUGAAAAUGACGGGAAUGAGGGGAAUGGGAAUUGGGGGUGCAAGAAGGAGGUGGAGGGGGUUAAGAGGGAGGGGGGUGGUGGUGGUGGUAGGAAGCGGGUUAAGAAGGAGGUUGUGGAUAGUGAUGAUGGUGAUGGUGGUGUUGGGGAUAAUGACUAUGGGGUUGUUAGCGGUGGUGGUCGUGGCGCUGGGGGUGCUGGAGGUGCGUUUUUGGAGUUUCCGGAGUAUGAGGGUGUGUUUGGUGGGGCUGGAGAUGGGGAUGAGGAGUGCUGAGUUUGGAUUGUGCUGCAUUUGGCCAAAGCCGAGAUGAACAGCAUUUGGAAAUGGGUCAUCUAGUCGCAACGCUGGUCACGGUGUCCAUGGAAUCCAUGGAAGAAGUCACUAGGA
Pseudovirgaria hyperparasitica is the source of this 861-nucleotide messenger RNA. RefSeq lists its product as uncharacterized. NCBI's taxonomy places the organism in Eukaryota, Fungi, Ascomycota, Dothideomycetes, Acrospermales, Acrospermaceae. The transcript is spliced from 2 exons. The record is from RefSeq and is a predicted model, not a curated record. Bases 1 to 747 code for a protein of 248 amino acids.